AUGUCUUCGUCAUUUAGCGACUCGUACAUGCCCAUAUCGGCGGUGGUAAUUGCUCCUGGUGACUUUUCGUCUUCUCCAAUAGCGCUCUUAAAUUCUUUCAAGAGUCCUUGUAGUUUUUCCAUGGUAUUCUUGUCUUCUCCCAUAGGUAAGGACAGAUGGAUAUCAUCGGAUAUGUCGUCAUCAAAAUUCCACUCCAGCAUUUUCUCUUCCAUUUUCAUUUUCAUACUUUCUUUUUUCUUCCACUCCAUUUCCUCUUCGGCGGAUAAAAUAGAGAAUGGUCUAGUCCAAUCUGUUUGGUACCGGUCGCCCAAUUCAUGGACCUCAGUGAGUUUCUCAAACUUACAGGGUACCCCAGCUUCCAUCAAUUGCUUCUGUAGCCAAUCCAGCAGAAAUUCAGAUUCCAUUCCAUCUUGUGCAAAGCUUGUCUCGUCGAGAAUAAGCUUGUCUAUAUGA
Clavispora lusitaniae ATCC 42720 is the source of this 453-nucleotide messenger RNA. The record is from RefSeq and is a predicted model, not a curated record. Lineage: Eukaryota; Fungi; Ascomycota; Pichiomycetes; Serinales; Metschnikowiaceae.